Molecule: messenger RNA, 4679 nt
Organism: Micropterus dolomieu (smallmouth bass)
Lineage: Eukaryota; Metazoa; Chordata; Actinopteri; Centrarchiformes; Centrarchidae
Gene: c1ql4b
Product: complement component 1, q subcomponent-like 4b
Exons: 3
Coding region: 1318-2037 (239 amino acids)
Molecular function (GO): protein binding
Source: RefSeq, a predicted model, not a curated record
CGGAAAAUACAACAAGUGAGUGAACUGUUGCUCUAAAAAUAAAGUCGCUCUGCAGCUGGAUUUCUGCAAGGCGAAAGUCUGUAAAAGUAAGCAUAUUUAAUUUUAUUGGAAGAAGCGCAGCGACUUUGAAUUACGUUAAUAUCCCCCCCUUUUUUAUUCCCUCCGUGUCUGCUCGGACUGCCUGUGAGCGCUGCCUUGAGCAUUUUGGACGGUGCGAUCCUGACACCAUGCAGGAGUACUGGAUGAGAUGCUGCAAGUUUAAAUAUUAGUGUGAGUUUGAGUUUGCAACACAGUGCAACUUCACACGAUGCGUCUCAGUCUUUGAUGGAUUUCACGCCGGUCCUAGACCAGUUUUCCUGCGGUGUUUCCAUCUGAAUACGUAGCAUGAAAAAACACUGAGAUCCGGGGAGAAAAGCGAAAAGGAAAGGGGAACAAAAACAAAACAGAUUACAAGAGAUUCAUUAAUUUUCUAUGAUGCUGUGAUAAAAUCCUCAUCCAAGCUACGUGUAAAACAAGAGUUUCCACGUUCAAUCCAAUUUGGCCCGCCUUUUCCUCAGAAUUAGCCUUUUUAUGACCUGUAAAAAAUCUGCACUUUGAAUGGAGGAGUAGACUGCUGAUAUAAAUCUAACCCAGGCUCCAAAAACAACAUAUAGCCAGAGGCGUGAGCCCAUCAACAAAACACACACGGGUAGGAAGGAAGAAAGGAGCAGAGAUUUUGUAGUUUCCUCAUUCUUCUCUUUCGUAUUCCUGGACAGACAAGUGAAGCGCCCUUCCCCGUAUGUGGUGGGUGAGAUGAACUCCAGUGGGAAUACUGUAGACCCUACCUGACAGCUCUCUGCCUGAGCAACUGAAAGCUUUUCACUGGAGCCUCCACAACCACAGAGUUGGAUAAAAAAAAUUAAAAAGCAGUGUCCCAAAAUCUCAAGGGUGAUGCUAAUUUCUGACAUGGACACAUAAAAUAUUUGUUAUUUUUGGCUUGCAAAAUGAUUUAUUAUGUUUAGACUGACUUACAAAUUGAAGGAUACAAAACAAAUGUACUGAGCACCAAGAGAUGGUCAUUCUCCCUCCGACUUCUGAUUUUUUUCUGUGUGAGACUUGCCGGCCCCGCUCCUAGAAUAGCCCUCUGUUUUUUUUCUCUGACCCACACAAUUACAUAUUUUCCUCCUCCACCUUCUCGAUCCACUAGUUACUUUCUACCCAGAGUUCAGCCUGGCUGGCACAACCAUUCCAGCUAAGGGGGAGGAGGACUUCCUCACGCUGGCUGCCUCCCGGCUCAGUCGCAAGAAACGUGUCAUCGGGGCUGGAGUCGGCGUGGCCAUGGUCCUGGUCCUUCUAGUGGCCAUUCCCCUAUUGGUCCACACCACCAAGGGGGGAGGGUCCGGAGGAGGAGGCACGCAUUACGAGAUGCUUGGGAGCUGCAAGAUGGUGUGUGACACUUUCACCCCCCCACAGGGAGAGCUGACAGCUGUCUCCCCUCAGCCCCCUGACUUCCCAAGCCGCAGGGGCAAACAGGGGUUCAGAGGGACCCCUGGACUUCCUGGUCCUCCAGGUCCUAAAGGGCCCCCCGGAGAGCCCGGCAAGCCCGGCCCACCUGGUCCACCAGGGCCAGGACCCGGUGGCUACGGCCCAUCCUUCUACAGUCCCAAAAUCGCCUUCUACGCAGGCCUCCGGAAACAACACGAAGGGAGUGAAAUACUGAAAUUUGAUGACGUGGUGACCAACGUAGGGAACUACUAUGAGCCGAGUACCGGCAAGUUCACCUGCCCUCUACCUGGCAUCUACUACUUCACAUACCAUGUCCUGAUGAGAGGAGGUGAUGGGACAAGCAUGUGGGCUGACCUGAAGAAGAACGGACAGGUCAGGGCCAGUGCAAUUGCUCAAGAUGCAGAUCAGAACUACGACUAUGCCUCAAACAGCGUCAUCCUGCAUCUGGAUGUGGGGGACGAAGUGUGUGUGCAGCUGGACGGGGGCAAAGUUCACGGCGGCAACACCAACAAAUACAGCACCUUCUCUGGCUUCCUCAUCUAUCCUGACUGACAGUGUACUCACAUUUAUAUACUCUCUUUCUGUAAUCAAGCAAAACGCUAAACGUUUCCUCUCUUUUCUGCAUCUAACACCCCAUGUUUCCAUAAUGUCAUUUGUCAUUUCAAUGCAGUUCGCAAAACAUGAAAUAACAUGAUCACAGUUAACAAAUAGAGUUUGAAGAGAACUUAAAAUGAGUAUAGUAUUGUAUAUAUUACCAGUAAACAUUUACUUCUGAUACACACACUUGUGUUAUCAUUAUUCUGUGCCAUGUACAGUAUGUGUAAGCAUGGCUAAAACACAUUAUCUCUUUCACUUGCACUCAUUCACUUGUGCGCACACACACACUCACACACACACACAGGCACACACACACACACACACACACAGGCACGCACACAUGAAUUGAACUUCUCAUAUCAGUUGUUACACUGAGACAAGUUGACCAUUUCAGCCACCGGUCUGAAAUCGACUGAAAUUAUCUCUGAAUGUAGACUGUAAAUCGAAGUGUGUGUACUCUCGCCUUCACUGUGACAUGAAUUUCCAAAUGAGAAAAGUCAUGAAUAUAUUGAUCGCAGCUGAUAAUGCAACCAAUACCAUGAACAUAAUCCAGUGUGCUGCAUGUGUGUGUAUAUGUCCGUGAGUAAGCGUGUGUGUUUACCCUUCCGUUUGUGUUGAGGCUUAAAAGCGUCACGUUGCUGUUAGUUUGACAUGUCCCUGACUCCUGUUAAGAGAGGGGGUGUCAAGUUGACGGUAACAAUCCCUUAACACACACAGUAUAUCGAUACUGAGGUUUAGCUUUGAGAUUUUCCCUGAGCCAGAGCUUAUGACAGAGCCUCAUCAUGUCUUGCUAAUGAGCUGAGGCAUCCUCAUCCUCAUCUGUGCAGUCACACUCGCCCCUGACACCCAUAGUUUGCUGUAUAACUAUAUCUGAAAUAGUUUGAGAUUUUGGGAAGUGUCUUUGCUUUCUUGCAAAGAGUAAGAUGAAAAGAUUGAUACCGCUUUCAUAUUUUUCCGUUCAUUGUAAUGCUACGGCCAGCAGCUGGAUAGCUUAGCGUAGCAUAAGGGCUGGUUCAUGCUUGAAAGGAAACUGUUUGUAAGAAGUGUUAUCCAACCACGUUGGAAAUCAAAAGUGUUUAUAUCAGUUCAGAGUGGCCGCACUGGAAGGCGGUGUAAAAAUCCUGUAUAUCGUUUAAUUAUAGGGAUAACUGCACACAUUUUCAGUCUCUUCAGACUUUCACAGUUCUGCUCGCGACUCGUUCAUAUGAGAGAAAUAGUUGGGUAACAAAAGGAAAAAAGAAAGCUAGAUGUUCAAAUUCUGCACAGCUGGCGGGAGUGGUAUCCAUCACAGGUGUCAAACUAUUUCUUUAAUUUUACUGCAAAUAGACCCUUUGAAGAUUUUUAUUUAAAUGCAGGUGACUGUUGAUGUUGAUGUUUUACUGCCAUAUGCCAUACCUAUAGGUUUUCUGUGCCUUACACUAUCUUUUUCAUUUUGACUUUCUAAUGCAUGACACAGUUUCCCUUGUUGAGUCCAGGCUUUCUGAGCAGGCUGAUCCCUACACUGCAAAUAGCAAUCUGACGAGGAUUUCUGAUGAAAACCUCCCCAAUACAGUCAGUCCAUGCAAAAUGUUCACCAACUGAGGACAAUGACCGUGAGAGUUUGUGUGGAACUGGAUGUUACUCACUGCUGUAAAUAAAAGCCCCGAAAAUGGUGACCCAGGUUCAUUCUGUAUGGUGGGAACCACCUGUGGGUACGAACAACAGAAGCAUGUCACUGUGUCUUUCAAAAAAAUUAUAAAUAUGUUUAUGUAACCAAAUUAUUAUAUCUAACAGUUCUAUUUUUUUUUCAUGAUAUAAUGCUUAGACAGGUACAAUAUAAUGCUUCUGUGAGCACAUCUAUUGUAGUUUAGUGCCACUGAAGAAGAGAGCUUCAUAUUGUUCCAAAAAUACACUUGAUAAAAUAUGUGACAGAGACUUUAUUGUCCUAACAAGUGACACAGAUCCAUCUUUGAAGCCUGAUAGCAUGACUGUACCCUGAUGAGUUUUGGAUGUGAACCCUUCUGAUCAACUCGUCAUUCUUGUGCUGUGAUUGAAAACCACCCUGACGUUGUAUAUUGUACACAGACAUUCCUCCUGAGUGGCUUCACAUUUCCUCUGUGCCAUGCUGCAUCCUGCUGUGUGUGUGUGUUUUCCUUUACCUUUGUUCCCGAGCAGUGUGGAUUCAUAGUUGUCACUGUACUUUGCAAGCUGAGUUGUGUGUAUUGUUAUGUAUGAUAUCAGCAUAGAUUUUCCUCUGCCCUUGAAGACCAUGAAACACAAUAAAAAGAGAAAAUUCAGGAUUAUUUUGCUGUCAGUGAGUCAGAGUAAAACUACUGCUUUCUUUAUUUUAUUCUUUUUCCUUUUGUUCUUUAUUCUCUUCUGGGAACAUUGCAGGAACUCAGCAGGCAUUGACUUCUGUUUUCAGUGCUGGGGGUAUUUUUUGAUUUAAUCUCAAGAUUUUAGCAGCAUUAGUCAAAACUUAUCAUAGAGUUAUGUGCACAUAUAGAAAUAAAAAAAAAACAGCUGACAAACAUCUUCCAGUACGUCAAACAAGAGCCAACAAUAACCUACUUGCAUGUCCUUGUUUCCAUUGAUAAAGAAUAAAUCGUCUGAAUUUG